AUGAUUAAGUUUUCGGUAGUGACCCUUGCCCUGCUGGGUGUUGCUUUGGCUUCCAAUUACAACGGCAUCGGUGCUGGUUUGAUUGGUGGUUACGGUGGCGGCUUGGUUAGAGGAAUUGGUCCUGUUUAUGGUGGUCUUGGGCUUGGUGGUCGGUGGAUCGGAAACGGACUCGGUGGAGCUGUCAUUGGCGGCUACGGCCCCGGAAGCUCGGUAUAUGGUCCUGAUUACUACUCAUAUCCGAGGUACAACUACGAAUAUGGAGUAAAAGACUACCUUACCGGAGAUAACAAAGGUCAGUGGGAGGUACGCGAUGGAGAUGUUGUCAAGGGAGAAUACACUCUCGAUGAAGCCGAUGGAACCAAACGCAUCGUUCAGUAUUAUGCCGAUGAUACGAACGGAUUUACAGCUAACGUGAAAAAUGUCGGGCAAGGGGGAAUACUAGGAAUGCUUGGUGGUGGAGUACUGGGCGGACUAGGAGGUGGCCAUUUAGGUGGCUACAGUUAUAGUAAUGUGAACAAAUACCUCUGA
Sabethes cyaneus is the source of this 528-nucleotide messenger RNA. RefSeq names its product adult-specific cuticular protein ACP-20-like. The transcript is spliced from 2 exons. The coding region runs from base 1 to 528 and encodes 175 amino acids. The record is from RefSeq and is a predicted model, not a curated record. Lineage: Eukaryota; Metazoa; Arthropoda; Insecta; Diptera; Culicidae. Gene Ontology annotation, cellular component: extracellular matrix.